Molecule: messenger RNA, 5538 nt
Organism: Plutella xylostella (diamondback moth)
Lineage: Eukaryota; Metazoa; Arthropoda; Insecta; Lepidoptera; Plutellidae
Source: RefSeq, a predicted model, not a curated record
CGGUUUCUGUUUAUUCUCUAUGGUAUUUUUGCGUGCUCUGCUUUUUUGUUUUCUUUCUUAGUUUUUGUGUGCCGGCAUUAUUGUUUCCAAAGUUUUACAAAAUUGCAUUAGAUCUAAAUGAACAAAAGUAUAAUUAAAAUCUAAUAAUGGACGCAAGAGUACGAAAGAGUUGCCCCAACUGCAGCCAAUGCUUUUCUUUAAAAUCACAGCAGCAGAAAGGGCGGGUUCCCCUGCUGCUGCAAUGUGGGCACUCCGUGUGCGAGGUCUGCAUCAGGAAUAUGGUGAAGUUCACCGAGCCCAUCAACUGCAAGGUCUGUGGCCGGGACAUGGAGCUGUCGCAGAGUGACCAGAUGCUCUGCCAGGCCGACCUGCAUGCCGUCUUCCCCGUCAAUAUUUAUACACUCGGGGAGAUUGUGCUCAAUAUGGAGGGAUAUAACUCACCUUCUACUCAAGACAGUAGCUGCUACAUUGAUCUGAAAGAACUUUUGAAUUCAGUGGAUCAUGCAAAAAGUAAUUGUAUUGAGUGCAGAGGCAGUACCUCUAAGAUGUGCCAGCAGUGUGUCACAGUCAUGUGCGAGGGAUGCUUCACUAAAACACACAAGUUCCAUGUCUUCAAGAGCCAUGUUCUCAAAGAUAUAGCCUUAGAUGUGGAGCCCAGUAACUGUAAGGUUCACAAGGUCAAGUCUCUUGACUAUUACUGUAAGGACUGUUCCAAGCUGCUGUGCAUGGACUGUAUGAUAGUUGGCGGGGAGAAGUCUUGCAAGAACCACACCGUCAUCUCAGCUGAAGAGUUGAAUGAAGGGGCAUAUGAAGAACUCAACGAAAUAUGUCCUAAAGUAGAUGAGACAUUUAGAAGACUCACCAAAACUGCUGUGGACAUCGGCAACCUUCUAAACACCACUGAAACAGGGUUGGGAGACUCACAACUUAACAAGACCAAGAUUCAGAUCCAACACCACUUCUCCAAGCUCCACGCCUCCAUUCAGAAGCAUGAGGAGGAAAUCAUGACAAUUAUGGAUAAACUGGUGCUCUCUGAGAAGCAAUCUUUGCAGAAGGCCAAGACUUCUGUGGCCGACAAUAUAAAAAAAGCCAAAACUGUGCUGAACAAAAUGAACACUGUUUUGAAUCCGGAGAAGGAGACUAAGGGCAAUGUGAUUGCAUUACUGGAAGAAGCGAAGGAAGUGAUAAACACCCCAUGGUUCUUGAACAAAGACGAAGAUAAUACUAGCCCUCUCAAGGUGGCAGUGAACGAGGACCUGUGCGCGCUCAUCAGCGACUACGUCCACUUGGAGGGCAACGCCAACUCCGUGUACAAGCUGAAGCGCACGCCCGAGAUAGGUGAAGGAGUGGAGGUGCCGCCCGCGCCGCCCAAGCCUGUGUUCCCGCCGGACAUGUUCAAAGUAUCAUUGGCAGAUGUCCGCGAGAUGUACAAGAAAGACGCCCCGAAGCCCAAGCAACCUGAGCAAAGUUACUUCGCGAAUGUUCCCCGCUAUAGGAGCAAGAGUGGGUCGACAUCGUCCAUCAACUCCAUCAAUAGCGACUCCUCGAAUAAGGAAAAGAGGUUUCCGAGCGGUGCCGGUGGCGGCCAAACCUACGCUCCCCGGGUCCAUACAGUCUCCCCAUUUACUGAGACGAAUAGCCCUAAACAACUCUUUGAAGGGUCGCAAGAGCUGAUCUACAUCUCGCACAUCAUCGCGCCGGACGACCUGUACGUGCAGCGCGCGUGCCACCAGCGCCUCGUGCGCGAGAUGCUGCGCGAGUUCCGCAACGCCGUGUCGUGGCCGAGGCCCUCCGCCGCGCACGUCGCCGAAGGCAAGAUCUACCUGGCGUUCAACAAGGCGUUAAAAGAGUGGCAGCGCUGCCGCGUGGUGAACAUCGACCGACGCGACGUCAACAAGCCUAUUUGCUACGUGUUCUGCAUCGACUUCGGCAGCACCGAGGCCGUCACUUUGGACAAUCUCCGUCUCCUACCGGCGGCGCGGCUGCAGUCUCCGCCGCCGCUCGCCAUGCACUGCGCGCUGGCCAACUGCGCGCCGCGCGCGGGCGCCUGGGCCGCCGAGGACUCCGUGCUCAUACAGAAGAUUAUUGACAACAAGCAGGCGGUGAUCCACGUGCGGCGCAUCAUCAGCCCGUCCAACUACAGCGUGACGCUCGAGUGUGACGUCACCACGUUCGAGGACGGCGUGAGUCUGGCGCACGCGCUGGUGUUCCACGAGCGCGCCAGGAUGCCCAACCCGAGGCUGCAUUAUCCAAAAAUCAACGGGUUGAUGGAAAGACCGAAAAUAUUCUUCGGAACUACGGACUACAAGUCGAAAGCGGUGGAAGAGGUCUUCAUUACAUACGUCGUCAGUCCGGACAAGUUUUACGUCAGAAAGACCCACUUGCAGCCGACAUACGAAAAGUUAUUUGAAGAAUUGGAGGAAGAAUACAGCUUGAGUGUGACCGCUGGCACUGUGUACUGCCCACAGGAAGGCAUGGUAUGCGUCGUCAACAUGGACAAGUACGUGAACACGACGGGCUCGGGCGGCGGCUGGCGGCGCUGCGUGGUGGAGGCCACGCCGGGGCGGCUGCGCGCGCGCGUGCUGUGCGUGGACACGGGCGAGCUAGCUCUAGUGCACUACUCGGCGCUGAGGGCCGUGCGCGAGCAACACACACGACUGAAGGCUCUCGCCGUGGAAUGCCACCUGAGCGGCGUGACGCCCCUCAACAAGAAGUGGAGCCCCGGCUCCGUUUCUCUCCUCGAGUCGUUCCAGCACCGCCCAAUAGAGCUUCAUGUUGAGGAAACCCGCGGCAAGUCGGUGGGAGUGACGCUGUACGAGAAGAGCGACCCCGAUGACGUCGUCUGUGUCAAUACGCUGAUGAUCAAACACAAGUUUGCCGUCACUAUCGGAGUAUUCAUGUUCAACAAGAACUUGUCACCGGAGAGCCAGUCGUUCACGAAGACGCCCCUGGACAAGGUGGACAACCCGAGGCCGAAGAAGAAGCCAGAGAAGGAAAUUCUAAAGAGAGGAGAGCCGACCGUCUCGCCUACCAAGAAAAUAAAAGACAACGAUCUGCACGCAAAAGACAAGGGGCCCAUUAAGCUAGAAGUGAAAAUCUUGUCGUGCCACUCGCCUUCCCUGGUCUACGUCUCACUUAUCGACCAGCAAAAAACGCUCAAAGAACUGUUUGACACCAUCCAGGACUACUACUCCAAGAACAAGUUGCCGAGCAAGGACGAGUGGCAGGUCGGCGACCGCUGCUGCACCGUGUGCCUCGAGAGCAAGACGUGGCGCCGCGCCGUCAUCAUCGAACUACAAGGCACCUCCGCCAAAGUGUUCUACUCCGACUUUGCGUGCGUCGAAACGGUCCCCAUAUCACAGCUGAGGGAACUAGUGCCAGAGUUCCAGGGCAUAGGGGACGCGGCCAUCAAGUGCCAUCUCAGCGGAGUCAUCCCGGCCGUCGGCGAGGAGUGGCCCACUCUCACCAAGGAAUACCUCAACGAGCUAGUGGAAGCGUACCAAAGAAUAUUCAUCACUAAGAACGGCUCGAUAAAGAACAAGAGUCUGCCGGUGGAGCUGUGGGUCUACCACGUGAUCCAGGGAGGUGCCUUGGAGCCCAAUAAGGCGGAGUGGCGCUGCCUCAAUAGGAAUAUCAUUGAGCAAGGUCUCGGCGUGCCUGAUAAAACGCAGCAGGAUGAAGCAUCGAAGGAGAAAGACAAAGACAAGGACUCUGACGACAUGAUCAAAUUUCUGGGCGUGACUGGUUCCGUCCAGGAGUGGCUGCAACUGGAGCCGCCGGCGACGGAGGCCCUGAUCACCGCGGCGCCCGCGCGCAGCCAAUCGGAGAGUGACGACGAUGACGCGGGGCCUCUCGACCAAUCCGGGCAGAGCACCUCCAAGACCGUGCUCGUCUCUGAUUGGCUGCCGGCCGAGCCGCUGUCGGCGCAGCAGUUCACCGGUGUACCGACGUACGUGGACAACGAAGGGCUGAUCUACCUGCACGACGUGUCGCAGCAGGACACGCUGGACCUCAUCCGCAAGGCGCUGGACGUGCGCUUCCGCACCUCCCGCCCGCCCCGCGCCCGCCCCGCCGCCUGGGCGCCCGGCCAGCCCUGCGCCGCGCGCUUCUACCUCGACCAGCAGUUCUACCGCGGGCGCGUGCUGGCGGCGGACGCGGACGCCUGCCUCGUGCACUACGUGGACUACGGCAACGACGAGCGCUGCGCCGCCGCCGACCUGCGCCGCACGCUCGUGCUGCACCGCGUGCCCGUGCAGGCCGCGCGCUGCCGCCUGGCCCGCGUGGCCCCGCGCGCCGCCGUCUGGGACAAGACCACGCUCGACUACCUGCACAAGUCCAUCGUCGAGAAACAGUGCCUCAUCAAAGUCGCCGGCGAACCUGUCGACGGCGUCAUCCCCGUGGACAUUAAAAUCGAUAAAGUCUACAUCAACGAUCUAUUAGUUGAAUUAGAAAUGGCUUAUUACACUGAUGGCACGCAACCCGUCGUGCCCAAGUACGCGCCGGCCGCGCCGCCGUCCGCCGCCGAGACGGACUCCGGGCCCGACUACCUCGUGGACGAGGACAGCGACGAGCCCGCCUCGGAGCCGGACCCGGACCGCUCCGCCGACCUGGACCACUCCACCGACCUGGACCCCGCCGGCGACUGGGCGCGGCUCGUGGAGGACGAGGACGCCGCCGAGGAGUACCCCGGCGCGCGCGUCGGCGACCAGUUCCCGUGCCACGUCGCCUUCAUGACGGACCAGCACGUGGAGCUGGUGGCGGCGCCCUCCCCCGAGCAGCAGCGCCAGCACGACGAGCUGGCGGCGGCGCUGCAGCGCGCGGCGCCCGGCGCGCCCGUGCUGCGCCCGCCGCUGCCCGAGCACCGGCCGUGCCUGGCGCUGUUCCCGGCGGACGCGCGCUGGUACCGCGCCGCCGUGCAGGAGUGCAGCCCGGCGCGCCGCCUCGCGCGCGUGCGCUACGUGGACUUCGGCAACUCGGAGGUGGUGCCUCUGGAGCACGUCCGCGCGCUGCCGGCCGCCCUGGCGCGCGCGCCGCCCGCCGCCCUGCGCGCGCGCCUGCACCGCGUGGCCGCCCGCCCCGCGCGCGACCCCGCCGAGCUGCAGCGCCGCUACGAGGAGACCUUCCCGACCGACGCCUCGGUCCACGCCACGGUCGUCGCGGUGGACGGGCACGACGCGAGCGUGGAGCUGCGCGACGACCACGGCAACCUCGUCUACGAGAAUCUCAUCAAGGAAGGGAUAUUCCGGCUCACCGAUGAAGAUGAACCCACUGAUUAGUUUUUAGUUUGUUAUUAUUUCUCUUUGAUUUUAAUGUUGAUUUUUUGUUACCUCUAGACCUUGCCACUGUUGUUGAUUACAAUGUGAAGAAAAUAUUUUAACGGAAAAUAUAUUAUAUUUUCAUCUGUUUUUUCGGAAACAAUCAUUCCUACUUUUACGUAAGUAUUCAUAUAGUUAUAGAUUUGUUACUUUACUCUAAAUACUAUUAUAAGUAUUCAAAGACUGUGUAUCGUACGUUAACUAAUAAAACUUACUACAUUUA